GUCACACAACGCUCGGCAGUCCGAAGUAUGGUUUCAGCACAUUGGAGUCACGCAAGUCGCGACAACGCCAACGUUUCGUACGAAAAAGUUCGCUGCCACUGGAAGGUGGUGGAGGCGGCAGCGGAGGAGGUGCUAACGUUGGAGUCUGCGCUGGCGGCGGCAACAGCUGCAAUGGCGGUGGCAGCACGGGCAGCAACAGUGGCACAGCCAGCAGCGCAAGUGGCGGUAGUAGCGCCAGUGGCAGCAGCAAUGGUGUCAAUAGCAGCAGCAGCGCAUCUUCGACUGGAGUUGGCAGCAGCACGAACGUAGGGCUUGGGACGUCGCUGCAUCAUCCCACCAGCGCCAUUGGCAUUUGUCGCUCUGAAACAUUUCCUGUGUUGCUGGACUGCAGUCAGGGUUCCGGCAUAGUACUUGGCCCAGCGACUGCUUGCGGACGCGCCGUCACAAUUGCGCAAGUGUUGGCCGAUUCGGUGGCCGAUCGCAGUGGUUCCAUACAGAAGGGUGAUCGCAUUGUGGCCAUUAAUAAAAUGUACAAUUUGGACGUGCAGACGAUGCGUCAGUUAUUGGGCGAGAAUCGCACGCUACAGUCACAGAAGUCACAACAAUCGCCAGCAGCUAAUUGGUUGGAAUUGGAGAUUGAAAUCGACAUGGCCGAUUCGGUGGUACCGUCAAGCGGUGUGUACAAUGUUAAGUUGUUGCGCGCGGGUAAAUCGGGACUGGGCAUCAGCGUGAAUGGUUCUAGUCAUGGUGGUUUUGUUAUAUCCGAUGUGAAACCCGGCAGUCCAGCACAUCGUACUGGGUCGUUACGUGGCGGCGAUAUUCUCUUAGCAGUGGAUAAUCAUCCGGUGCAACAUUACAAUGUAGACUCGUUGCUGAAGGAGAGCACAGCCGCUAUUGAUUUUACUACGCUGACAGUGAAGCGCGUUAUGCUGCCGGACUUUCUGUUCGAUGCGCAACAAAAAAUGCCAAAUCCCAUCUACAGCAAUUGUGCGGCUAGUCCGAGUGAGCAUGAACUGUACAGCACAGCGGCAUAUGUUACGUCAAAGUUCAACGAUUGCUUGUCAUUGAAGUCUACGACGCCGCAACCAGAUUUCUUCCAUACUCCCGGCGGCGGCGGCGGCGGCGGCAUUGAUGACAACUGCAGUUUGCAGUCGGUGCAAAUGCGGCAUCAUCAACAUGCCUGCAAUACUUGGAGCGCCAACACGUCGGCGAUGGGACGUUCUUUUGCAGCGCAAAACACACAAAGUCUUACCACAGAACUACCGGACAAUGAGGAUAACAAUUAUCAGGACUUUACCGGCUACGAUCUGGACCGCUAUGCGAGUGCCGAUUGCAGUGCCUUACCACCACCCAUGGAAAAUAAGGUAUACGGCUCUGCCACGAGCUCGAGUAGCAAGAGCAGCGGCAGCAGUCUUCAUCAGAUUAUCUUCACCGUGCGACUGGAGCCAAAAGGCGGCUUGUUAGGCAUAACGCUUGCCGGUAGCGAAGAUAUUGGCAAGCCGAUAACCAUAAGUGGACUUGUGGAAGGCGGCAUUGCACACAAGCAUGGUCAAAUACAAGUUGGCGAUCAGCUACUGGCCAUCAACGACGAUUCAGUGCAGGGUAUGCCACUGUCGCAUGCAACAAGUAUUUUGCAAAAUCUCAGCGAUACGGUUGACUUGAAAAUAUUGCGCGCGCAUGAAAUAUCAAGCAUUAUGGCGGGUGGCCAUCUAGAUGCUGCUAAUUUGCCACAGCCACAGGCUAUUUAUGCCAAGGUGCAGCGGCGUCCACGCAGUCCCUCCUCGAAUACGGACGCGACUUCGGCCAGCGGCAGCAAAGAUGGCAAGCAUCGUGUCUUCCAUGUGACAUUGAAAAAAGAUAAGGUAUACGAUGAUUAUGGAUUUUCGGUGUCGGAUGGUCUGUACGAACGCGGUGUGUUCAUCAACCGCAUACGCACUGGUGGACCGGCCGAUUUGAGUGGCCUACUAAAGCCGUUCGAUAGAAUUAUGCAGGUGAAUGAGAUGAAAACGCAGGAUUUUGAUUGUUGCCUGACAGUGCCUUUGAUAGCAGCGGCCGGCGACAAGAUCGAGCUGAUCAUUCAGCGCACAGAAUGAUCGUGGCGCUUGCCAGAGCAACUGGUUUACAAAUAUAAAUACUGAAAAUGCGUGUGCCUUUUUCUUAAGAGUGUAACUACUCUGCACGAUUUUUUAUUUAAUUACAUUG
This is a messenger RNA of Rhagoletis zephyria (snowberry fruit fly), 2202 nucleotides long. Its product is annotated as glutamate receptor-interacting protein 1-like. Gene Ontology annotation, molecular function: protein binding. Gene Ontology annotation, biological process: neurotransmitter receptor transport, endosome to postsynaptic membrane. Lineage: Eukaryota; Metazoa; Arthropoda; Insecta; Diptera; Tephritidae. The record is from RefSeq and is a predicted model, not a curated record.